Messenger RNA from Vigna umbellata (rice bean), 1797 nucleotides. NCBI's taxonomy places the organism in Eukaryota, Viridiplantae, Streptophyta, Magnoliopsida, Fabales, Fabaceae. The record is from RefSeq and is a predicted model, not a curated record.
CAGAGAUGGAGCGAGAAGAUGGAGGAGCUGAAGAAUACACAAUUCUCAAGUGCAGAAGAUGCAGCCUCACUACUACUGCAUAAGGAACUUGUUUGGGAGAAAAAUAUUGUGAAUUUUGAGCUUUAUGAUGCUGUUGAAAAGGGGGAUGUGGUUAACUUUGUUGAUGUGUUGGGGAAAGAAUGUGCAGAAAGGAAGGUGCCUUUGUCUGAUAUUUUUGAUCAGGUAACAUGGGCAGGUGAUUCACUGCUUCACGUGGCCGCAGAUUUUGGGAGUGAACAGAUUGCAGAGUUGAUUUCUUGUCAAUUUCCUGAGCUUCUUACUAGGAGAAAUGUGAGAGGUGAUACUCCACUUCAUGUUGCUGUGAGGUCCAAGAACUCCACUAUAGUCAAGCUUGUUCUGUCUCAGUAUGCCAUAGAGAAGUCAAAACACGAUGGUUUGAAGGAUAAGGAGAUAACAAGAGAAACAAAUGAGUAUGGGAAUACUCCUUUACAUGAAGCUGUCUAUAGUGACCAUUUUGGUUUGGUUGAAGAGAUUUUACAUGCAGAUGAGCCUGUUGCACAUUAUCUGAACAAGUCCAGGUCUUCACCACUGUUCUUGUCAGUUAUGAGUCCAGAUCUGAAAAUUUUGAAUCUUCUGUUACAAAUUCCCUUUCCUGCUGAUCAACCACUUCCACAGUGUUUCGGAAACUCUCCACUCCAUGCAGCCCUUCGAGAAAGGAAUCCUGAUCUAAUAAGAGAGAUAUUAGGGAAAAGAGAGGAGCUAAUUUACUUGAGAGAUGAAGAAGGGGGUACUCCCUUUCAUUAUGCAGCUUACACUGGUUAUGUUGAAGGAUUUCGUAUAUUGUUACAAAAUUUAUCAGAGAAAUCAAACCAAAGUCUCCUAGAACGGAACAAGAAGGGAAGUUUUCCCAUUCAUGUUGCUUGCAAAAGGGGUCAUGUUGAGGUGGUCGAAGAAUUCCUUCGACAUGAAUUGCCCAUUAAUCCUUAUGUUCUACUCAAUCAAAAAGGUCAAAAUAUUCUUCACAUUGCAGCGAAGUAUGGAAGAACUAAAGUGGUACAACACCUAUUGCGGAAUCAGAAGAUCGAUCAGUGUGCUAUAAAUCAUAGAGAUAAUGAUGGAAACUCGCCAUUGCAUUUGGCUUCCAUAAAUUUAUUUCCAAAAGUUCUGUAUUUUAUAGCACAAGACAAGAGGAUUAACGUGAAUAUCACCAAUAACCACGAUUUAACAGCUCGAGAUAUUGUUCAAUUGGAAUUUAAGACUCAGGAGACUGUUCGAAAGCUUCUAGCCAAUUCGGCUUUGAUCGAAGCUGGCGUAUCCUUGAAGUUAAAUUCCAUGUUGCGUCUUCAACGCCAACAAUCACCCAAAAGGGAUUUGCUUUUAAAAGAUCCCAACACAUUCUUAGUUGUGGCCACUUUGAUUCUCACUCUUACAUUUACAGCUUUUUUUAGUGUUCCAGGAGGUCUAUACAGUUCUGAUGACCCAAAUUCAAAAAAAACAGGGAUGGCUGUUCUGGAUCAUAAACCAGGUUUCUGGAUUUUCAGCAUCUAUAAUACAAUAGCCAUGUUUAGUUCUACAGCUGCAUGUAUACUGAUGUUGGUGGCUCAAACUUUUGACUCUGAAUUGGCACGUAAGGCAACUUUGAUCGCAACAGUGUGUUUGUAUAAUUCCUUUUCAGUAUUGCCAACUCCUAUUGGGGGACAUGCUCUUAGGAGUUUUAUUGCAUUACUACAUUACGACAAUAAGCCAGAGGAUUCCUCUUAUCAGAAAGUGAUCAAGGACAACGAGAAGUUUGUGUAA